GUUAAGGCGUCCCAUUGGAGUCAGUAUUAAUUCGUUUACUACAUUCACAAUACACACGCACUCACGAGCGACGGGGGGCGGCGAAUCGAAGCUCGCGGACAAAUCAUUCGAGUGAACUGCCAUCGUCCAGCAUCUUUUUAUUUUUUUUUUGUAUUGCGAAUUUAUCGCAAACUUCGACGACAAUUUUGUUCUAAAAACAACAACAACAGUUCUUGAGGAUUAUCCACAUAAAAUAAACAGAGACCACUGAGCUGAGGAGAUGUCGCCACCGAAUGGGGUUCCACCAGGUAGCGAUGAGAAGAGGUAUGUUGCCGUUCCAAGGGAGGAGGAGGAAGACAAUAUGAAUGAAGAUGGCAUCACUUCGACGGCUGUUGUUGCGGAGACCGCGGUGGCCUCGAACGGAGCUAUCGCUGUUGGAGGAGGAGAGGUUGGUGUUGAAGACGAGGAUGAGGAUGCUGAGGUCGUGGUACCGCCGGACGGAGGUUGGGGUUGGGUUGUGGUGGCCGCAUCCUUCGCUUGUAAUAUGAUAGUGGAUGGUAUAAUAUUCUCGUUCGGGAUGUUUCUCUCUGAAAUUAGUACCACCUUUGAUGUGACGAAAGCAAAGGUCGCUCUUAUCGGUUCCCUCAUGUCAGGAUUUUAUUUAAUGACGGGGCCCUUCGCCAGCGCCCUAGCCAAUCGCUUCGGCUUCCGUCUGGUCGCGAUCCUCGGUAGCAUCCUCGGUGCUAUAGCAUUCGCACUAUCCUACUUUUCCACCAGUGUUCCCUACUUAUACUUUUCAUACGGUAUCCUUGGAGGUGUCGGCUUUGGGCUCAUUUACGUGCCGGCCGUGAUCACGGUGGGAUUCUACUUCGAGAAGUACAGGGCUUUGGCAACAGGAAUCGGUGUAUGCGGUUCCGGUAUCGGAACCUUCCUCUUCGCUCCGAUUUCCGCAAUUCUCGUAGAGAAAUUGGGAUGGAGGAACGCUUUGAUCGUUCAAGGUUGCAUUGUUCUCACCUGCAUUUUCUUCGGCUCACUCUUUAGGCCGGUAAAACCAACGAAAGUUAAGGAUCUGAAGAACAGGAAACCUGAACUCGUCAUGGACUCUGAUAAACUGCCAGUUGCCACCCGGGAGAAGAUGGAGAGCGCGCUGAAGAACAUCGGCAACAGCAUCCAUUCGAUCAGCCAAAGCCAAGGAACUUUGAACAAGAUACUCGGUGCCAACAAUAACGCGGAUUACCCGAGCGCCGCCGAAGUAUAUCACACGAUUACCGUACCGACUCAAAACAAACCCACAAGGAACGGCGAGAAGAGACUGAGCGUACCAUUCAUCAACGAAUCUGAUAAGCCCAAAGAAGCUCAACAACCUUUGCUGAACAACAAGGGAUCGACACCGAUGAUCAUUUCGAGCAGAAGACCGAGCGGUCACAGACCGAGAACUACUUCUGAUGCUAGUCACCCGAGGAGCAGGAGGGGAACACUCACCGAAGUCAGCAGACCUUUAUACAGAGAUGACGUGUUCUUCGGCGCCAGUCUCAACAGGCUUCCACAAUACCAAUCGCAGGGUUCUUUAGCUUACCAUCUUUCCGUCACGAGAUUGCCAACCAAGGAGGAUAUUGAAGAGGAGGUCGAGAACAAGGGAGGCUGCAAAAUGUGCCCGGAAUCUGUCAGAAGGACUUUGGCUACUAUGCUGGAUGUUAGCUUGCUGAAAUCUCCAUCCUUCUUGUUGCUCGCUUUGAGCGGUCUGUUCACCAUGAUGGGCUUUUACGUACCGUUUAUGUACAUCGUCGACAGAGCGGAACUCAACGGAUGGAAGAACGAUGAAGCCAUCUGGCUGGUAUCUGCUAUCGGUGUAGCUAACACCAUUGGCAGGGUGCUGUGCGGAAUGUUGAGUUUCGCCCCGAAGAUCGAUACGUUAAUGGUAAACAAUGUUGCCAUCUCUAUUGGUGGUAUUGCUACAUUCUUCAGUGGAUACUCUGGAUCUCAAGAAUAUCAGUACUUCUAUGCCAUUGUCUUUGGAUUAUCUAUUUCAACUUUCGCAUCGUUACGUUCGAUUCUGGUAGUUGAACUCUUAGGAUUGGAGAAGCUGACAAACGCGUUCGGUCUUCUGCUGCUCUUCCAAGGUGUCGCCGCAGCUGUUGGUUCCCCUAUGGCAGGAGCCUUCAUGGAUGCCACCGGAAGCUACGACGCUUCCUUCUACCUCUCCGGCAGUUUGAUCUUCAUCUCAGCAGUAAUGUGCUACCCGCUCAACUGGAUCAACCGCUGGGAAAAGAGGAAGUUGGAACAAAAAGAAAGCAAAUCCGUACCGAUAUAAAGCAAUUACACAUCGAUAAUACAAACAACAACAACAACUAAAAAGUAGAAAGACACGAGACAACAAAUAUUUAAAUUGACUUUUUAAAGUGUAAAUAGUUUUUUUUAUAUAUAUAUAUUUUAUUAGCAUGUUCCUACUAUUUCGUCUUAUAAUCAUAUUGAUUAAUUCUAUAUGUUUUUAUUUUCUAUUUUCUUCUUCUCUGUCCAGUUUUACAUUUCGAUCCAGUUCAACAAAAAAAAAACAAUCUGUGCUCCGUCUUCUUUCGCAUUAGUCAAUUUUCAACGUAUACAAGAAAAUCAAGCUCUUCCAAAAUCACAUUUUGAAUCAGCCGUAACAAAUUUAAAUCUAUUCUAUAUCUAUGUUAAAGACUGAUUUGUAAUAUUUUUAUAUUUUGUAAAUAUUAAAAGGUAAAAAAAACAAGAAGAAAGAAUCGACGCUGGCGACGCGCAACAGUCCAUCAAUUUGUUUUCGGUGAUGCCAUCACCCUUGCAUCUCUUUAAUAUGUAUACACAGAUAUUAUUA
Messenger RNA from Nicrophorus vespilloides, 2812 nucleotides. Its product is annotated as monocarboxylate transporter 4. The coding region runs from base 260 to 2290 and encodes 676 amino acids. Lineage: Eukaryota; Metazoa; Arthropoda; Insecta; Coleoptera; Silphidae. Gene Ontology annotation, biological process: transmembrane transport; monocarboxylic acid transport. The transcript is spliced from 5 exons. The record is from RefSeq and is a predicted model, not a curated record. Gene Ontology annotation, molecular function: monocarboxylic acid transmembrane transporter activity.